AAUCUGAAAGAAGGCAAUGGAUGCGUGCUUCUCUUCUACAAAAUCAGCGGAUUCUUUGCAGUGUCUGGUGUGUCCUCAAAGCGUGUUCAUAAUAUGGCACUCCAUCGAUUCGUCGCCAUGGAAGGGCAGAUAUUUCGCGCCAUGUGCCUGGCGCUGCUCAUGAACAGUGUUCUGCCGUCCGUCGCGUCUGAAACAAACCACCUAACACCUGAGGCGGAUUUCACCGCGACCAUCCCGAAAUCUGGACUCGAAAGGAAUGUGGAGAAAGUCUUUUCCCUCGGACCAUCCGACAGGCUCCAGGUUAUUGACGAAACCGCGAGUGCCGUGUAUCUACCACAGAAGAGCGGCAGCAACGAGGACAAUUCUUCUGGCCAAUACGGUACUGCGUAUCUCUUCUUGAAUGGGACAUGCGAUUUCGAUAAGACAAUCCAAUUAAAGGAUGCUUUUCCUGGGUACCCGAAACCACUGUGGGUUCGUGAGGAAUCUAGUAGCUCGGGGAAUGAUGAGGAGGCAUCCUCGAAAAGGUCCGUGAGGUACAUUUUUACGAAUCCUCCUGAAGAGUAUUUGGGCGAGGUUACAAGUUUUUGUGUUCGAUUCAAGACAGUUCAGGCCUCAGGGUCGAACACAGAGACCAGCACAACGGCUCCAACGACGUCCGUGACAUCCAGCGGUGCACAGACUGGCGGAACUACCAUUCCGGGGAACGGAGACGUCACCGCGAAACCUGAGAAUCCUGAACAGAAUCCUGAGGGCUCCGGCACUCCAUCACCUCCGUUGAAUGAUAAUGUUGGUUCUGGUGGGGAGGAUGUCCCCGGACCAGGUGCGACGGUUGGCGGAGAUCAGGAUGAAGAAGGGAAAGAUGAUAAACUUGAAUCGCCCGCUGCGAUCCCCCCAGUUGCCGGUGAUGGCGCAGAAGGCCCGGAAUCUCAUCCUGAGCAGGGGCUGCCAAACGAAAACGACAAUGCAAACUUACCCGCAUCUCCGCCUGGGGACAAUGGCGAGUCUGAAGCCCAAAAGGAAGCAGAUGCCCAGGGCGGAGGUGACCAGCUGGGUAGCGCUCGGUUGAGGCGCCUGAGUGUUACUCCUGAAGCUGAAGAGGCAUUCUUGACGAUUGUAGUGCACUCCUCGACGUGGUGUGUUGCAGGUGGAAUUAGUGCAUUGUCAUUUUUACUUUCCGCAGCCGUAGCUAUAUUGCUGCAGGUUUUCUAACUAACCGUGAGCAUGAGCGAGUCCCAGAGAUACUGUGAGACUGGGAACGUAUGAAGGGGAUUCUUUCCUCUUUCUUUAGGGCAGCGGGGGACGUAAAAACGCAAGUGAAUCAAUUGCGGUCCUCACAUAGUUGUGUGGAGCAAGCAUCGGUGACUUUUUCAUCGAGGCGCGAUCUUUUCUAAUGUGCUGAUAAUUCGCCGUCGUCGCACAUAUUCUAGUGCAUGAACGAGCAGGUAUUACAGAUGUGAAGUCUCUUGGCUUCGAGUUGCGAGCGGUUGUGUCCAUUAAGAGACUGCUGAGCUGGAGCUGC
Toxoplasma gondii ME49 is the source of this 1519-nucleotide messenger RNA. RefSeq names its product Toxoplasma gondii family A protein. The transcript has a single exon. The record is from RefSeq and is a predicted model, not a curated record. Bases 94 to 1209 code for a protein of 371 amino acids. NCBI's taxonomy places the organism in Eukaryota, Apicomplexa, Conoidasida, Eucoccidiorida, Sarcocystidae.